Sclerotinia borealis F-4128 is the source of this 3117-nucleotide messenger RNA. The record is from the annotation of a GenBank genome assembly. Lineage: Eukaryota; Fungi; Ascomycota; Leotiomycetes; Helotiales; Sclerotiniaceae.
AUGGUUCCCAAAAUCUUUCUUUUCGCCAGUCGUGAAGACUUCAUUCUCAAGAAUCAACUGGAGAGUAUUUCUGCCCAGGGAGAAGAAAACUUGGAUUUCACCGUCAAGAGUAAUCGGUCGAAUCUUCCCACCCCCACUCCCCCGAAUUCUCCCUGCUUCCCCAUUGAAAAGGUCUUUCGUCAACGUCAACAAAGCUGCUUGGAGCACGGCAAUUCCGUUCAAACAGACCCGGAUAAACUUAGUUCCAGCAUGGAGUCUCGAUCUCAAGUAAACUCUUCAACAUGUAGACUCCUUGAGCACUGGAAAGCUGUCGCAAUCGACUCCCAAAAAGAGAAUCAGAUGCUCAAGUCUCAAAUUAUCGAAGUCGAAGUGCAAAACAGAAACCUGAUUGAUGCACGGAGUCGAAGAGAGAUGAUGAGCAGAGAUCCAAGGGAGACGAUUGUGUACGGACUCUUACAACAAAGUUGGCAACAGAGUCAACAUAUUAAGGAGUUGGAGAAGGAUGCAACUUUCAAGAAUAUGGAUGGCCAAUAUGAAGUACGACUUGGUCCUAAGCAGAUCAACGCAUUCAUGGAAAAGAUGAAAGUGGCCUUAGAGUCAAUGAUGCACAAGAACGGGAUAAGGUUACUAUGGCCUGCUUUGGAUACUAUGGAGGCCAAUUCCGAUCUCCAGAGCCUUCUUUAUCUUCUGUUUGAAACUUGGACAAAUCUGGAACUUGCGAGGACUAGGAAAGAUCUGGAUCCCCAGCUCCUACUUCGUGGUCUCGCAUUGGCAGCGGUGAAACAGUGGGUUUUCAUGACAGACUUCCCAGGCUUCAAGGAAAACCGCCUAUCGAGGGCGCAGAUUAAAGCGAUGUCACAAAGAGGUGGUUGGAAAUGUGCUCGCAACCUUGCGCUGGCAAGUUAUAUCAGUAUAAUACGGGAUCCUUCUUUUCCAGAGGAGGAUUUGCGUGAGCAAACACAAAAUCUCGUGCUGCGAUUUUCUAGGGCUCUCGCUCCACUUUGCAGAUCGCCACAUGAUUCCGAAAAGAUUCUCAGUGACAUGUGGGUUGACGCAGAAGGUACAGUUGGCGCAUUGUUUAAUAUAGCUUUGACUUUUAAAGCCGGUACUGUUGCCACUGAGAAGCAGUAUGAGUUUAUCGUAUAUCCACCGGGCACACCAGGCACACCAGCAGCUGGAGCUAUCCCGAUUGCAGAAAAUCUUUCUGUACCCAAGCAAUCAGGGAAAGAGACGGUUUGUGAGGCUUGGAAACAUGCCUCCUUGUAUGUUUAUGAGGUAGAAUCAUCCUCUGAAAGGAAUGACUUUGCGAACGCUUUGGUCAAACCAAGCAAUUUCAUUUUGCGAGAAGCAGAUGUGCGCGAGAAGAGAUGUUGUCUCAAAAGUGUGAUGAUGAUCUCGAAAGAAUUUGAUGAAAGCCAUUGGGAUGCCGACGAGGAAAUCGGUUCGAUAGAAAAGGCCCAACUUGGAGAAGAUACGAUGGCAGUUGACAUAGGUAAAGAACAAAAAGUCAAUACAGUCGCUGGAGAUGCAUCAAAUGUCAUGGGCAAACCCGAGUUGGUUGUCAAGAAUAUUCUACAAUCGGGCGUGGAAGCACCAAUCGGCAAUCGAACCGGUAAAUACCCCCAGAAAAGGUCCGGUCAGCGCAGCGAAACAGCACUAAAAUCUCCAAACUUGUGUUCAAUCUGCUUGAGCGCAUUUUCUGCAACAGUCUUUGAAGAACACCUGAAAAAUAGACCUGCAUGGUGUCAACCUCCUUGUUCUGCAUGUGGUGGUAAGUUUUCUCGAAGCUCGGAUAUUGCCAAGCAUCAACGACAUCAGAAGAAAGAGAACACCAAAGAGGAACUGGGCUGUAGCGAGAGAGGGGAGGCAUCUGGCCUUGAUAUUCUGGCAGAACUUGCAAGAAAACAGACUGAUGUCACUAGUGUGGCGCCAGAAAAACCCCACAGUCAUACCACUCAGAUGUUGAAGACCAGGAGAUCGAUGCGGCUGAACGCCCAAGACGACAUAGCUCCUGAAAUGGAAGGCGACAUAGUUCCUGACGUGGAAGACGACAAUACCUGCGACCCCUCUACAGCUGGCAAAACAGGACUGAGAUCAGCAAAUCUGAAGUCUCCAAAAUGUGAAAAGUGUGGUGUGACGUUCAAAAGUAUUGAGGGCCUCGCCAAACACCGGAGAGCCAAAGCUUGUAAAAUAUGUCCCUUGUGUGGAAAUUGGUUUGGCUGCAGGAAACUGUCCAGACAUGGUUGCACCAAACAGAAAGCCACAAAUCCGGACUAUGGCCAAAUGCCCCACACCGAGAGCAAUGGGACUGGUGAGCACCAAGCAUCUACCGCAACCAAGCAAGUGAGCCCUCGUACGUCAGAAGAUAGCACCAAAACUCAGGCAGAUCCGGUUUGUAGUCAAGCAGACUCUUCUUUGUACGGUGAGAUUGAAAAGUUUCCGAUCCCUGCUGAAUUUCUGGUACAAGAUUCACCAAAGCGACCGAGGUCCUGUGAGAACCAAUAUCGAAAAGAACUACAGACACCAGGAGAUGGUUUUGUUCACGAAGAGGCCGAAGGAAUGCGGCCAAGCAAAUUGCGUUGCUUGAAAGUCAUGCAGAAGGUGGCAACAGAGCAAGAAUGCCCACGUUUUGGGAAUCAGAGUGAUUCCAGAUUUGACGACAAUCAUGCACAAGCACCGAAUCCUUCUCAAUUUACCACCUUUGAGUUUGACCAAUGGCAGCCUUUCACUCCCCAAGAAUCCAACGAGCGCGGAUUACAAGAUUUGAACAGCAACUAUAUUGCGUUCGGAACUCAAGAUAAAACUUUCAUAAAGAAUUGCCGCUAUCCACUUGACGUUCCUCAAGCUUUUCAGAAAGAUAGUUAUGGAUUUCCUGCCAUGAGAGGAGAGAACUUGAAUGAAUAUCUACCUUCCGCUAUCUCUGGCCAGCGCCCUGCCUACCAAGGGCAUCAUACAGUAACGAGCAACAUGCAACCCCAAGGAUUGACACACCCAAUGACAUCUCAUGCGACGAGUGAAGGAGGCUUCGGCGAUUUCAUACGAAGAUCCGGGAAUACCAUCACUGACCUUCUAAAUGCCGACCUUCCGGGUGCCGAGGGAGUGGGUCAUGAAAAUUGA